This is a messenger RNA of Arctia plantaginis, 1185 nucleotides long. The record is from the annotation of a GenBank genome assembly. Lineage: Eukaryota; Metazoa; Arthropoda; Insecta; Lepidoptera; Erebidae.
AUGGCAUCGUCUGUACAAAACAAUAGAGUGUCGCAUGCAGGAUAUUGUGUUUGUUGUAGAGUGUGCAAUACGUGGUGUUGGAGAGCUUUCAAAUGGCUCCCUGUACUGUUAAUAGUGUCCAUUAUAGUUUGGUCUUAUUAUGCCUACGUUGUCCAGUUGUGCAUUGGGACCAUAACGAAUACUGUGCAAAUGGUUGUGUAUUUGGUGUUAUAUCACAUUCUCCUUAUAAUGUUCGCUUGGUCGUACUGGCGGACGAUAUUUGCAGAGAUUAAACCAAUACCAGACAAGUACAAACUGCCUGAAACAGAAUUAGAAAAAUUGCUGAGCGCCGAAUCUGAAGAAACGCAGCGGAAUAUAUUGGAAAACUUCUCCAAGGAUCUUCCCAUAGUAACGAGAACAAUGUCGGGCUCAGUCCGCUACUGCAACCGUUGCGUUCUCGUAAAGCCUGACCGGGCGCACCACUGCAGCAUUUGCGGCCGCUGCGUCAUGAAGAUGGAUCACCAUUGUCCCUGGGUGAACAACUGCGUCUGUUUCCACAACUACAAGUUCUUCAUGCUUUUCUUAGGUUAUGCACUGCUCUAUUGCAUCUUCGUUAUGGCCACGUGUUUACCCAGCUUUAUCAAGUUCUGGAAGGGUGAGUUUGGGUCAGCCGCUAGCACGGGACGAUACCACAUCGUGUUCGCUUUCUUCGUGGCCCUCAUGUUCGCUAUCUCACUGGGCUCCUUGUUCGGCUACCAUUGUUACCUAGUCGCCAAUAAUAGAACUACUUUGGAAGCGUUCAGAGCGCCCAUGUUCCGGGGAGGAGCUGACAAGAAUGGCUUCUCAAUCGGUGUCUACAAUAAUUUCAAAGAGGUUUUCGGCAACAGCCCUAAUCUCUGGAUGGUACCUGUCUUCACCAGCCUGGGAGACGGAUGCGAAUUCCCUGUGCGUCGCGAACACCAACUACAGACGUUCACGACACCCCAGGAGACUCAUGGCUACGAGUCUAUGGGCACCACGCGGUCCAGCACGGAGAUGGGCCGCGAGACUGAGAGAUGGAGACUUUGCCCCAGAAAGGGCAGGACCGUCCCGCAAAUAGACGACGAAGAAUCGGAGUCGCUGCUGAGCUCCGAGCGGUGGGACCGUUGGGGAGAACGCGCAAGACCCUUCGACGAGCGCGAGAGUUCAUCUUUGGACGAACUAUGA